AUGCAUGCACAAUUGCAACAGGCCAUCAUACCGUUGAGUACAAUCUCCAACUGUGGUCAUUCGUCGACACUGAACAUAGCACAAAAGAAUACUGCAAUACCUUUGCCUUUGGAAACCAAUGACGGCAAGGACAUGGUCCACUUCACAUCACUACCGCACCCACUAAGGGACCAGAUUUACAAUGUUGCAUUGAUCAACCACGAACCCAUAGCAAACCAUAUCCACCUUGACCGCUAUGAGAGGGCUACCCGAGACUUCGACCUCCAUCCCGCCUACGCACUACUCAAUUAUCAAAGCCUGAACUCUGAGUAUAGCGCUCGAAGCACGCAAAAUCCUCUUCCGCCGCAACGCUUUCCUGGUAUAUGA
Molecule: messenger RNA, 366 nt
Organism: Letharia columbiana
Lineage: Eukaryota; Fungi; Ascomycota; Lecanoromycetes; Lecanorales; Parmeliaceae
Exons: 1
Coding region: 1-366 (121 amino acids)
Source: RefSeq, a predicted model, not a curated record